Molecule: messenger RNA, 3157 nt
Organism: Exserohilum turcica Et28A
Lineage: Eukaryota; Fungi; Ascomycota; Dothideomycetes; Pleosporales; Pleosporaceae
Exons: 9
Coding region: 278-2842 (854 amino acids)
Biological process (GO): regulation of gene expression
Molecular function (GO): protein binding; chromatin DNA binding; RNA polymerase II cis-regulatory region sequence-specific DNA binding
Source: RefSeq, a predicted model, not a curated record
CUCUGGUCCAUUGUCUACCUCUCGCCUGAUCCAGCUCGGGGUCCACAUCGUCCGUGUUCCUCUGCGCGCUGCUGUCGUUCUCCGCGCCAGCCUCUCCACGCCUCGACACGCACCCGCCGGCACGCCCUGCAAGACGCGCGCCCACCGCCCGCCUACACCCUGGCGCCCGUCCUGCUGCCUUUCGCCUCGACUUGUGCACUAUCAACCGCCCUGUCACCGCCGCGGCCCAGGUAGCGCAAACGUCGCAUUGUAGGCAGCUCCGUCGCAGGAAGCCGUCAUGGCCCAGCACCAGCAGCCCUCGCCCACUACGGGCAUGUCGGCACACCACGUAGCCCAGCACCCCGCGCAUGCGCAGGUAAAUGGACACCCGCCGCAUGCGAACCAGCCCAAGACGCCCUCGCAGUACCUGGGGCAGUUGACCGAGGCCGUCUGGACACAGAUGGGCUCCCUGUCUGAGCAGAUGCAGGACUACGAUGGGGCCAUGCAAUGCUACGAGCAGGCGCUCAAGUUCAACCAAUGGUCUGUUCCCGCCAUGCAAGGCAUUGCCUGCAUCCUGCGCACCAAGGAUGCUUUCCCCCAAGCUGUAGAAUACCUGCGCACCAUCCUGAAAGUUGACCCCACAAACGGCGACGUCUGGGGCAGCCUCGGCCACUGCUACCUGAUGAUGGAUGACUUGCAGCAGGCCUACUCGGCCUACCAGCAGGCUCUGUACCACCUGUCUGACCCCAAGGAGCCCAAGCUUUGGUAUGGCAUUGGUAUCUUGUACGACCGCUACGGAUCCUUGGAGCAUGCCGAAGAAGCCUUCUCGCAAGUCAUGCGUAUGGAGCCGACGUUCGAGAAAGCCAACGAGAUCUACUUCCGUCUCGGCAUAAUAUACAAGCAGCAGCAAAAAUUCAACCAGAGUUUGGAUUGCUUCAAAUACAUUGUGACCAACCCUCCUCGCCCACUGACGGAAGAGGACAUCUGGUUUCAGAUUGGGCACGUGUACGAACAGCAGAAAGAGUUUGAAGCGGCAAAGGGCGCUUACCGCCGGGUCCUUGAGCGUGAUCCCAACCAUGCAAAGGUGCUUCAGCAGCUGGGAUGGCUCCACCACCAGCAGAGCACCAACUACGCAAGCCAGGAACAGGCCAUUGAGUAUCUCGAGAAGUCGGUCGCUUCGGACCAAACCGACGCACAAAGUUGGUACUUGCUCGGACGCUGCUACAUGUCACAGCAGAAGUACCCCAAGGCGUACGAGGCGUAUCAGCAAGCUGUAUACCGUGACGGCAGGAACCCGACCUUCUGGUGCAGCAUUGGUGUGCUGUACUACCAGAUCAACCAGUACCGCGAUGCGCUCGACGCGUACUCUCGCGCCAUUCGCCUGAACCCCAACAUUUCCGAAGUGUGGUACGACCUUGGAACACUGUAUGAGUCUUGCAACAACCAGACGGCUGAUGCCCUUGACGCCUACCAGCGCGCAGCCGACCUCGACCCAUCCAACGUACACAUCAAGGCUCGCCUUCAACUCUUGCAGAAUGGACAAACAUCUGCUGGUGCGCCAAACCAGGGCAAUGCCCCCAUACCUCAAGACGUACAUCCCCAGGCUUAUCAGCCUGCGUCUGUUCAUGGUCCCGCUGCUCCACAGUGGGGUGCUCCACAGCCUCAGCAGCCGCCUCAAGGCCCUGCUCCUCCAGCUCUGGCGGCUGGCUGGGAUCGCCCUCUUGCACAGAUCCGCGACCCAGGUCUGCCGCCCCAGCAGUUGAAUCCAUACGAGCAGCGUGAGGGCAUCCGCCCCCCAACGCAACAUGCUCCUCAGAGACCUGCGAGCCCGAGGCAGGAACCACCUAGGUCCUACGCGGAGCCUCCCCGCCCUCCCACUAGUGGCCCUGGACCUCCACCACCAGGCCCGGGACCGAUGCGCCGCGGCAUGUCUCCAUCUCCAAAGACGCAUCAUGUGGCUCCCAGUCCCUACCAUCCUCAGCAGCCGCCGCAGCUCACGCCGCAGGCAGCUCAUGCGCAACCACAGCCACCUGUGCACCAACAGCCACCCCAGCAGCCACCCCAGCCUACCCGUAUCUCGAACCCCAACUACGGACCUCAUGCUGGCAGUGUUCCGCCCCCACCACCCCCACCACCUACCGGUCUCGGGGGUCCGCCAAGUCAGGCUUCUACACAAGGUGCUGUGCCUCCGUACAGUGUUCGUCCCAGCAGCCCUGCCCCCGAAGUUCGCCCUUUGGUGGAGAACCGAACCACGUCGCCGCGUAACGGAUAUCAGGGCCCAUACCAGCACCACGCCGACCCUUCUACUGGCGGUGGCAUUGCUGGCGGAGCCCCAGCCCCAGCAUCAGCUCAAGCUGCUGCCGAGCAAGCUGCUCGCGAUCGUGACGAGCGCCCUCCUACCGCACCACCAAAAAGGCAUCGCGAGUGGGAAGACACUGAGCACAUCAGCGCAAAGCCGCCUACCAAUGACGAGAAGCGUCAGAAGAUUGAAGAGCCUCACAGCCGUCGCCCCACGCCUCCACACCGCAUGUCAUCGCCUCAGGUGCCGCGUCAGAGCCCACAGGAUGGACCUGACCCCAGACGGUUCAACGAUGGUUACCACCCAUCGGAGGCUGCUCACCACCCACCUUCGCUCCCUCCUAUGGCUACUGCUCGACCAUUGUCGCGCAUGUCUGAGACGUCCAAGGCCGAGCGACCCGAGCAUCACGAGCCAGCCGCUCGCCACAUGGACGUGGACGAGAAUUACGACGACGAGGGUGAAGAGGCCAAGCCGAGUGCGGCAAAGUCUGAGCGAAGCAGCCCACGCACAGCGCCGACGAACGGCGUGACUCACGCUCCUGCACCGGUUGAGCAGAAGCCGUAGGAGGCGUUGUGCUGUGGCACGAGUGGGGCGAUAGGGCAGCUGGGUCAGUUUCAAACGACUAUAGUAUUUCCUUGUUGAAGCAAUGUUGGUUGUGUGGAUUGUGUUGGGAUGACGUUUGUUUGGUUGUUUGAUUUGGGGAGUUUUUAAUUUCCUUUUUUUUGACGAAGGGGGUAGGGUUGGGCCAUGGAUUUGUAGUUGGAUUGAGAUCAAAGUAGAAGCUGGGGGACGUGGUAACGCUCUCCUGCACGGCGAUGAUACCCUGCGCAUUAUAUUGGACCCGCGUUUCGGCGGGGUUUGUAUGUAUUUUGUAAUCAC